Molecule: messenger RNA, 866 nt
Organism: Glycine soja
Lineage: Eukaryota; Viridiplantae; Streptophyta; Magnoliopsida; Fabales; Fabaceae
Product: V-type proton ATPase subunit F
Exons: 5
Coding region: 228-620 (130 amino acids)
Biological process (GO): proton transmembrane transport
Cellular component (GO): proton-transporting V-type ATPase, V1 domain; membrane
Molecular function (GO): proton-transporting ATPase activity, rotational mechanism
Source: RefSeq, a predicted model, not a curated record
GCUGAAAAGGGUGAGAGAACGAGGUCUGAAACAUAUAGCACUAGCAAGCAUAAUUGUUGGAGCUCCAAACCAGACGGGACUACUCCCUAGCUCCGUCCACGUGCCGUCGUACGCUCUGAAAUCUUCCGUCGUCUCUGGCAUCUCCGCUGCCAGCCUUCUGAUCUGUCAUACCAAAUGGCCCUCUGACUUUAGUUUUUCCCCUUGUUUAUCAUCUCCAGUCAUACCAAAUGGCCAACAGGGUUCAAAUUCCUACCAACAAUUCAGCACUCAUUGCUAUGAUUGCAGAUGAGGAUACUGUAGUUGGAUUUCUGUUGGCUGGAGUGGGAAAUGUUGACAUACGUAGGAAGACAAAUUACCUCAUUGUGGAUUCAAAAACAACCGUCAAACAAAUUGAGGAUGCAUUCAAAGAAUUUACAACAAGGGAGGAUGUUGCAAUUGUGCUGAUUAGCCAAUAUGUUGCAAAUAUGAUAAGGUUUUUGGUUGAUAGUUAUAACAAGCCUGUUCCUGCAAUACUUGAAAUCCCUUCUAAAGAUCAUCCUUAUGAUCCGGCACAUGAUUCGGUUCUGUCACGAGUGAAGUAUCUCUUCAAUACCGAAUCAGUUGCAUCUGGGAGACGCUGAAUUCACCUUUUGCAGUUGCAGCUUUUUGGGGGUGUUUGUUGUUUUUCUUUGUACAAUAUGGAUAAUAAUCUUUUCUUGAAAUUCAGAGUUCUAUGUAGCUGUAGCUUAAAUAAUUUGUGCUGUCUGGGGAUAAUUUAAAAUUCCUGUCACAGAACUUCAAGACGGGCCAAUAUUUUCUGGUGUCAUGUCAGAUUCAGAUGAAAGUUCAACUUAAAAUAUGCGUUUAUAUAAUCUCUCUUUGACUAA